AGCCUUGUAUAAUUGUCUCUAUGCUUUCAACAUUUCUCAAUAUCUAAAGUUGUCAACUUUUGGAUUUCAUUUUAUUCUUCCAUUCGUGUAGCUGACAUUGAAUCACCGAGUCUUCCAUCAAUGGAAGGUUUGGAUGCCUUACUCGCUGAAAGUAAAGGAGCAACAAUGAAUGGCAAUUCUUACUCAAAUGGAUCUACUCAAUCACUAUCAAUGCCUCCCAUGAUGUAUAGCACAAAAUCAAAAAAGAAGAACCCUACUUCUCUUGUUCCUGUUACUUCAGUGACGGAUGGAUUAAAGAUAUUGUACAAUGAAAAGCUAAAGCCAUUGGAAACUGCUUACCGUUUCAAUGAUUUUGGAUCUCCUGUAUUGACAAAUAGUGAUUUUGAUGCCAAGCCCAUGGUCAUGCUUUUGGGUCAGUACUCAACUGGAAAAACCACAUUUAUAAAACACUUACUCAAGUGCAGCUAUCCAGGAGCUCAUAUUGGACCUGAGCCAACUACUGACCGGUUUAUUGUUGUUAUGGUACAAGAAGGCUUCUUGAUACACCUAUACAUAUUAAAAUCAUUGUCAUCUUUCUAGGAAGUUUGGACUCAAUAGAAAGAUGCAUGACCGGAUUAAAACCAGAAACAGGGGUAUAAUAUUAAAAACGGAUAAUAAAAAUCAAGGGCCCGUUUGGU
Molecule: messenger RNA, 677 nt
Organism: Olea europaea var. sylvestris
Lineage: Eukaryota; Viridiplantae; Streptophyta; Magnoliopsida; Lamiales; Oleaceae
Product: EH domain-containing protein 1-like
Exons: 6
Coding region: 121-579 (152 amino acids)
Biological process (GO): endocytosis; endosomal transport
Cellular component (GO): plasma membrane; cytoplasm; intracellular membrane-bounded organelle
Source: RefSeq, a predicted model, not a curated record